Molecule: messenger RNA, 1947 nt
Organism: Gossypium raimondii (Peruvian cotton)
Lineage: Eukaryota; Viridiplantae; Streptophyta; Magnoliopsida; Malvales; Malvaceae
Product: protein trichome birefringence-like 43
Cellular component (GO): Golgi apparatus
Molecular function (GO): O-acetyltransferase activity
Source: RefSeq, a predicted model, not a curated record
UUGAGUAUUUCUCCAAAUAAGUACGACAAAAACAAAAUUUAGCUAUGAACUAUAUAUUUAUGGUUCAGCCAAGGUGAUUUCAAGACAGCUUCAGAAAACCAUAGCCUUGUGUUCAAGCAAGAAGUGCCAUCAGCCAUGGGCAAUUCCACCAUCAUUGAAAGAUGGUGGUUUGUAACGUUUGCAAGUUUUAUGUUCCUCAACCACAGCCCUGGUAACAACAAUAUAUCAGUACUUCAAAAUCUAACAAUGCCGAUUGAAGCUUUCAAUGGCUUCCCCAUGCACAAGCAAUCUCCAAUGCCCCCAAGCGUCAUUGAGAAUGAAGAACCAGAUAAAUCUUCAAAUGAACCUUUGUCCAGCUCUCAAUCUUGCAUAAUUCUAACUGAAACAUCCUCUUCUCAGGUUCCUUUAUCAGGCUUGCAAAACUCAAAACCAGCCUUACCAUGUUUGCAAACUGCAAACUUACCAGACUUAUCUGAUAGUGUGAAGCAAGCAACCACUUCGUUCCAGCAGCCCUCAGGUUUGGGAGAUGCAAAACUAUCAGAAUUGAGUGAUAAAAUUGAAGCACGAACAGCAGAUUCUUCUCUGGUUUCUGUGUUGGAGGCGCAAAAUCAAGAACAACCCAAGGACAAUGAUGACGAGGUAACGGUGACAAUGGAGGAAGAAAGAAAAUGCAACAUCUUCGAAGGAAAAUGGGUUUACGAUCCUAAGGAAAGUCCUCUAUAUGAUUCAGCGAUGUGUCCAUUUUUAAGCGAAACAACGAGUUGCAGAAGGAAUGGACGACCGGACAAGGAAUAUGAGAAAUGGAGGUGGGAAAUUAAUGAGUGUAAGAUUCCACGGUUUAAUGCCAAGGACAUGUUGGAAAGGCUUAGAGGGAAGAGAGUCGUAAUAGUUGGGGACUCCAUCAACCAUAGCCAAUUUGAAUCUCUUGCUUGCCUUCUGUAUUCUGCUAUACCUGGCCUAUCUUCUUUCGAUGCUCGGAAUCGGGUCUUCAGGGCUGAGUCUUAUAACUUGGUUAUUCAGUUUGACUGGACUGAAUUUCUUGUGGAAGUACUUGUGAACAAGACGGAUGGCAAAAAGACUUUAAAACUUGAUUCACUUGUCCCUACUGCUAGGAAAUGGAAAGAUGCAGAUAUUAUGGUGUUCAACACUGGUCACUGGUGGGCGAACCGCCGCAGGUGGGAUUUUUUUGGAUACAAGAGGAAGGUGUUUGCUGAUAUGAAAAUCGAAACAGCAUUUAAGGUUGCAAUGAAGACUUGGGCUCGUUGGGUAGAGAAAAACGUGGACACUAGCAAAACAACAGUGUACUUCAGGGGUAUGUCUCCGCCGCAUUUCGGGAAAAACUGGUGCUAUAAAUCAACCAGGCCCAUCAUGGAUGAGUCCUACAAGUUGACAUUCGGUAAAUCACUGAAAGAAAUUGUAGAGCAAACGCUUCAAGCCAUGAGGACACCGGUAAAAUACUUGAACAUCACAAGGCUCAGCCAGUAUCGAGUCGAUGCACAUUCUUCCAUUUACGCAACGAAGCAAGGGAAGUUUUUGGUUUUGAGAAAGCAGAAGCCCCCUACAAUGGUGGCGGAUUGCAGCCAUUGGUGUUUGCCUGGUGUUCCUGAUACAUGGAACCACCUGCUUUAUGCAUCUAUGGUGUUAGAAAGAUCCAAGAGCAUUUCUACUACAUUAAAUAUAUUAACAUGAUGGCUCAUCUUUUCUUUGUUUUAGCAAAUUCAUCAGUAAGGGGGCUUUCAUCUGCUCAGAAUCAAUAAUAAAUUUAGAAAACUGAAGAUAAGCCUUUCAAUUCCAUUAAUUUAUGCUAAACUUAGAUUGCUUUUCACUUCUUACUUCACAAUACAGAUUCCAAUAAAUUAAUCCAGCCUUGAGAGUCGACUCAUUCUAUGGGAGAUCAGUUUAUGGUAUCUUGCAGAAUGCAGAAGCGCCUUCAUUGGCUGCCCAAGG